This is a messenger RNA of Parnassius mnemosyne (clouded apollo), 693 nucleotides long. The record is from the annotation of a GenBank genome assembly. NCBI's taxonomy places the organism in Eukaryota, Metazoa, Arthropoda, Insecta, Lepidoptera, Papilionidae.
AUGUCGGGCGCUCAAAAUGGAUGUCGGGGCGGUAGUCGUGGAACCAAGGAACCACUCCUCAUUGACGCGGUCAUUGGCAAGGUGGUUAAACGCAACCUCUCCGCCGCCUGGAUAGACUACAAAAAGGCAUUCGACUCGGUGCCUCAUACAUGGAUUAAGAGGGUCCUCGAGCUGUACGAGGUUGAAUGUACGGUUCGAGACUUUCUCGGGCAGUGUAUGGGACAGUGGACUACGAUCCUUUGUCAUCUAUCUAGGCCAGCGGAUGACGGCUGCGGAGAACCACAUAAGGAUAAGAAGGGCGGUUGUUUGAGUCCAAUCUGGUUCUGCCUCUCUCUGAACCCUCUCAGUACCUUACUGGAGGGUUCCGAGAGGGGAUUUCAGCUUCGGAAAGGAGGUACAAAAGUGACCCAUCCUUUCUAUAUGGAUGAUCUCAAGUUAUUCGCCUCCAGUCGCUCCCAUCUUAUGGAAUUGCUAAACAUCACUUGUGAUUUUAGUAAUUCUAUUGGAAUGGAGCUGGGGUCGUAUAAGUGUGCGAUCCUCCAUGUCGAAAGGGGAAGGGUUGCUAACUCUGAGGGCAUAGACUUAUCUAUGCCCAUCAGCAUAAAGACCCUAUCCGAGGCUGAAACAUACCGAUACCUGGGUAUGUCACAGAACAUCGGUGUCGAUGAGGCGGGUAUGAAGCAGUCAGUUUGA